AUGUCUUCCGCUUCCCACAAGCCUGCCACCUCCUCUCCUGCCAAGGACGACGUCGCCUCUCCAUCCAAGCAGACCAGCAGUGCAACCGCCGUCGCACCCUUUGAUACCGAAAACGGCCAAGCUCAGCACAGCAGCACAGCAGACUCGCCAGAGCCCUCGGGUCGCACCAGUCUCGACAAGGAUGGCGCAGAGGAGCACGCGAGCCGCAAGCGGGAGAGGGAAACAAGCCUAGAGCCUUCUGCAAAUCCAUCCCCCAGCACCGCCGCCACGCCAGACUCGCUCCCACUGAAAAAGAAUCGCCUCCAGAACGACAACAGCGCCUCUUCCCGGCCCGAAGACGUUGCAGAAGAAACCGAGCCUGCCGAAGAGUCGGUCGAAGACAAGGCAAAGGCCGCCCCCGAGACGGAAAGGGUCGGCCAGAUCCGUCAGAAGGUCCAAGACCUCACCUGGAAGGAGGGCAAAGAUGGCGACGCCGCAAAGGACUCGACAGCCCCUGGCGGCAAGACCACAGAAGCCGCAGAGGAGGCAUCGACGGCGGCAGCAGUCCCCGGAUCGUUGUCUCAAGAGGCCAAGGGGGCCGCCAAAGUUGAGACCAAGUCCACCUCUAGCCCUGCCGAGACCCCCGCGCCCGUCAGGACCCAGCCGACCUUUUCCUCCUUCAGCGCCAGUGCAUCGCCCUUUAGCUCCGUCCCAACACCUUCGGGAUCAUCCUCGACGGCGUCGGGCAAGGGCGGCUUCGUCAGCUCCGCAUCGCCGUUCAAGACGUUCGCCCAGGGCUCUGCCUCGCCAUUUGCCAAAGGCGGAGGUAUCAAGCCCAGCAGCCUUGGGUCCUCGAUUGGGGGACACCACGAGACCACCACCAUCAGCGCGGGCUCCGCCUCGACGUCGGGCUCGUCGACACCAAAGGGGUCCAACCUCGGCUUCGGCGCCUUUGCCGGCGCGAGCCCCCUCAAAAAGACGAUGCCGGGACCCGGCGCCAAGGAGGCGUCUCCUGCGGCCGCUGAUCAGGCUCCGGCCACCUCGGUGGCUUCGUCCAAGAGCUUUUCCGAGCAGCUCUUGAGCGAAGCGGAUUCGGCGACGACGGAGACCAAGUCAAAGGACCGCCCGGCACUCGACGCGGCGGAGCAGGAAGUCAUCACGGGGGAAGAGGACGAGCAGAGCGUCCACAGCGUCCGGGCCAAGCUCUACACCAUGGCCGACGACCAGAGCUGGAAAGAGAGAGGGACGGGCACGAUCCGCGUCAAUGUGCCGAAGUCUCGGGACGGCAAGCACUCGGCCAGGCUAGUCAUGCGGGCAGACGGCAUCCUGCGCCUGAUUCUCAACGUCUCGCUUUUCCCCGGGAUGAAGUGCGAGCUGCAGGAAAAGUUUGUUAGGAUCGUGGCGUUCGAAGACGGCAACCUGGCCCACUUUGCCAUCAAGAUGAGCAACCCGACCAACGCGGUGGCGUUUAUGGACGCGGUUCAAAAGCAGAUCUCCAAGCUGUCCAAGUAA
Pseudozyma flocculosa PF-1 is the source of this 1491-nucleotide messenger RNA. RefSeq lists its product as uncharacterized. The record is from RefSeq and is a predicted model, not a curated record. The transcript has 6 exons. Lineage: Eukaryota; Fungi; Basidiomycota; Ustilaginomycetes; Ustilaginales; Ustilaginaceae. Gene Ontology annotation, biological process: intracellular transport. Gene Ontology annotation, molecular function: GTPase activator activity. Gene Ontology annotation, cellular component: cytoplasm; nuclear pore. The coding region runs from base 1 to 1491 and encodes 496 amino acids.